AUGGCUAACGACAUCCCUAUAGAGUUCACGGAACUCACCAAUCUCAUUGACAACUAUGGGAUAUCCCCAACGAAUAUAGACUUCAAAUCGUGUACUUUGUCUGAUUCUUUCAUAUCCAUCAAAGAAGACAAAUCCGUUGCCAUCAUCCCGCUAGAUGCUAACAACAAUGCCCAAUCUUUGGUCAGAAAGAACAUGAAUGCUGAUAAUAUUAUAAUGCACCCAAGUGAAAUGAUCAUUGCCUUGAGAUCGGGUUCAACAAUGCAAGUUUUCAACUUGUCCACAAAACAGAGAUUGGGCAACUACACUUUGCCAAACCCAAGUGAAGCCAUUGUAUUCUGGAAGUGGUUGUCUCCACAAAACAUUGCCGUUGUCACCACCACUAAUUUGUACAACUGGAAUAUUUCUUCUCCUGAUUCCUCUCCAGUUCUAAUCACCAGCAAAAACCAACUUUUAAACUCUUGUCAAAUCAUUAAUGUCACCGCCAACCAGGAAAUGUCUUGGUUUGCCAUCAACGGUAUUUUCCAAGAAAACGGCAAGAUCGCUGGUAAGAUUCAAUUAUUUUCCAAGGCAAGAAAUAUCUCUCAAAUAAUUGAUGGGCACGUCUCGGGCUUUUCUCAAUUGAAAUUAUCUGGUGCAGUUUCUCCUUCUACCCUAUUUAUUAUUGGUAACAGAAAUCCAACUACCGGUGCCGGAAACAUGCACAUUAUUGAGAUUGAUCACAACCCAUCGAACCCAACUUAUUCUAAGAAGAACAUUGACAUUUUCUUCCCAGCCGAUGCCUCUAAUGAUUUCCCAAUUUCCUGUCAAGUGUCUGAAAAUUAUGGCAUUGUUUACAUAUUGACGAAGUACGGGUUCAUCCAUCUAUUCGAUUUGGAAACUGGCUUGAACUUAUUUGUCAACAGAAUAAGUGCUGACCCAUUAUUCACUGCUUCUUCCCACUCAAACAAUGGUAUUUUGACGAUCAACAAAAAGGGUCAAGUGUUAUCUGUGGAUAUCAACAAAGGCACCAUCAUCCCAUAUGUUUUGAAAAAGUUAUCCAAUGUUUCUUUGGCUUUGGCUUUGGCUAGUAGAGGCAACUUGCCAGGUGCCGAAACUCUUUUCACCCAACAAUUUGAAACUUUAUUAGGAUCUGGUGAUUAUGUUGGUGCGGCUAAAGUCGCAGCUGGUUCUCCACAAUUGAGAACACCUCAAACUAUUGACCGCUUAAAGAAUAUUCAAGCUGUCCCUGGUCAAAUUUCUCCAAUCUUGCAAUAUUUCUCCAUUUUGUUGGACAGUGAUAAAUUGAACAAAUAUGAAUCUAUUGAGUUGGGAAAGCCAGUGUUACAACAAAACAAGCAACAAUUAUUUGAAAAUUGGUUGAGCCAAGACAAGAUCACUUUCUCCGAAGAAUUGGGUGACGUUGUCAAGCCUUACGAUUCUAAGUUGGCCUUGAAAAUUUAUUUGGGUGCGUCAGGCAAUGGCGAAAAUGCUACUCCCUCUGUCAAUAACAAGAUUAUUUUGUGUUUAGCUGAAUUGAACCAAUUUGAUAAAAUUUUGCCAUACUGUCAAAAAGUUGGUUUCACUCCAAACUACUUGAUUUUGAUUCAAAUGAUUUUGAGAUCCAAUCCUGACAAGGCUGUGGAAUUUGCUAAUCAAUUGAUUGCCAAUCCUGACGCUGCUGUUGAAUUAGAUUUGGAAAAAGUGUCAGAUAUUUUCUUCAGUUCUAGUCACAUUCAACAAGGUACCGCUUUCUUGUUGGAAGGUUUGAAGAACGAUCAGCCAAGUGAAGGUCACUUACAAACUAGAUUGUUGGAAAUUAACUUAUUGCACGCUCCUCAAGUUGCUGAAGCCAUUUUAUCUAACAACAUGUUUAGUCAUUACGACAAACCAACUAUUGCUAAGUUGUGUGAAAAACAAGGUUUGUACCAAAAGGCCUUGGAAAAUUAUGUUGAUUUGAAGGAUAUCAAGCGUUGUAUUAUCCACACCGAAGUUUUGCCAACCGAUUGGUUAAUUAGUUAUUUUGGUCAAUUGAAUAUUGAACAAUCUUUGGAAUGUUUGAGAGAAUUGUUGAGUUCCAACGUUCCAACUAACUUACAAAUUGUUAUCCAGGUCGCCACUAAGUUCUCUGAAUUGAUUGGUUCUGGCACUUUGAUCAAGUUGUUUGAAGAAUUCAAGAAUGUUGAAGGUUUGUACUACUACUUGUCUUCUAUUGUUAACAUAACCGAAGAUGAGAAUGUCGUUUUCAAAUACAUUCAAUCUGCUGCCAAAUUGCAACAAUUCAAAGAAAUUGAAAGAAUUGUUAAAGACAACAACCAUUAUAAUGGCGAAAAAGUUAAGAACUUCUUGAAAGAAGCCAAAUUGCCAGAUCAGUUGCCAUUGAUUGUGGUUUGUGACAGGUUUAAUUUUGUUCACGACUUGAUUUUAUACUUGUACAAAAACCAAUUCUUCAAGUUCAUUGAAGUUUAUGUCCAACAAGUCAAUCCAUCAAGAACUCCUGAAGUCAUUGCUGGUUUGUUAGAUGUUGAUUGUGAUGAAAACAUCAUCAAGAACUUGUUGUCUACUGUGAUUGGACAAGUUCCUCUCGAUAAAUUGGUGGAGCAAGUUGAAAGCAGAAACAGGUUGAAGAUCUUGUUGCCAUUCUUGGAAACGACUUUGAAUCAAGGCUCUCAAGACCCUGUCUUAUUCAAUACCUUGGCCAAGAUUUACAUUGAUUCCAACAAUAACCCAGAAAAAUUCUUGACCGAAAAUAGCAUCUAUAACACUUUGGAGGUUGGUAAAUAUUGUGAAAAGAGAGACCCAUACUUGGCUUAUAUCGCUUAUUCUAAGGGUGGUAAUGAUGAUGAAUUGAUCAACAUCACCAACGAAAACUCCAUGUUCAAGUACCAGGCCAGAUAUUUGUUGAAGAGAUCUGAUUUGGAUCUUUAUUCAAAGAUUUUGAGUGAUGACAACAUGUACAGAAGAGAAUUGAUUGACCAAAUUGUCGGUACUGCCAUUCCAGAAUUGAAUGAUCCAGAACCAAUUUCUUUGGCUGUUAAGGCUUUUAUGGAUAACAAUUUGCCAGUGGAAUUGAUUGAAUUAUUGGAAAAAAUCAUUUUGGAACCAGAUGCAGCGUUCGCCGAAAACCCAUCACUACAAGGUUUGUUGAUCUUGACUGCCAUUAAGGCUGAACCAUCAAAGGUAUCUUCCUACGUUGAAAAAUUAGACAAAUUUGAUGCUCAAGAAAUCGGGACUCUUUGUGUGGAAAAUGGUUUGAAUGAGGAAGCUUAUCAAAUCUACGAUAAAUUUGAAAUGUAUUCCGACGCUUUGAAGGUAAUCGUGGAAGAUAUCAUGUCCUUGGAUAGAGGUGAAGACUAUGUCAACAAGAUCGAUACUCCAGAAUUGUGGUACCAAUUGGGUACUGCUCAAUUGAAUGGCUUGCGUAUUAGUGAAUCUAUUAAUUCUUAUAUCAAAUCCGGUAACCCAAGUAACUUUGAUCAAGUUAUCGACAUUGCUGAACACGCUGGUAAGUUUGAAGAACUAGUUCCAUAUCUCAAGAUGUGUAGAUUGACAUUGAGAGAAGCCAAGAUUGACGGUGAAGUGAUUCUUUGUUAUGCUGAAUUAAACAAGAUCAACGAAAUUGAACUCUUUUUGAGAAAUGAUUCCAACGUUGCUGAUUUGAAUGAAAUUGGUGACAAGUUAUUUGACAUGAAGAAUUAUGCCGCUGCUAAGAUCUUAUAUGAAAACGUUUCCAAUUACUCCAAGUUGGCCACCACUUUGGUUUACUUGAGUGAUUAUCAAGGUGCCGUUGACUGUGCUAGAAAGGCUUCAAAUAUCAAGGUUUGGAAACAAGUCAACCACGCUUGUGUUGCUAAUAAGGAAUUCACUCUUGCCCAAAUUUGUGGCUUGAACUUGAUCAUUGAUGCUGAUGAGUUGGAUGAAUUAGUGAAGCAAUAUGAGACUGAAGGUUACUUCGAUGAAUUGAUGAACUUGUUUGAAUCAUCUUUAGGGUUGGAAAGAGCUCAUAUGGGUAUGUUUACUGAAUUGGCAAUCUUGUACGCCAAGUAUGCUCCAGCUAAAUUGAUGGACCACUUAAAGUUGUUCUGGUCAAGAUUGAACAUUCCAAAGGUUUUGAAAGUAGUUGAGUCUUUCCACUUGUGGAACGAAUUGAUUUUUCUUUAUAGCCAUUACGAUGAGUGGGACAAUGCCAUUUUGACCAUGAUUGAUAAAGCUGCUGAUUCAUUUGAUCAUUUGAAAUUCAAGGAAAUGGUUAUCAAAGUCUCCAACUUGGAAAUUUACUACAAGGCCAUCAACUUCUACAUGAAUGAACAUCCAAACUUGAUCGUUGAUCUUUUAACUUCAUUGACUCUACGUAUUGACAUCAACAGAGUUGUGAGAAUAUUUUCCAAGUCCGAUAACUUGCCAAUGAUCAAACCAUUUUUGAUCAAUGUUUUGGACAAGAACUUGACUGUUGUCAACAAUGCCUACCAUGACUUGUUGAUUGAAGAAGAAGAUUACAAGGCUUUGCAAGCUGCCAUUGAUGGUCAUGACAGAUUUGAUUCUAUUGACUUGGCAUCAAGAUUGGAAAACCAUGAAUUGAUUUUCUUUAGAAGAAUUUCUGCUAUCUUGUACCGUAAAAACAAGAAAUACAACAAGGCAAUUUCUAUUCUCAAGACAGACAAAUUGUGGAAUGACAUGAUUGAAACUGCUGUCGUCAGUGAUAGCGCCAAAAUUGCCCAUGAAUUGUUGAAAUACUUCAUUGAAGUCGGAAAUAAGGAAUGUUUCAUUGGCUUGUUAUUCAAGGCUUACCAUUUGAUGGAGUACGAUUAUGUCUUGGAGUUGUGCUGGUUAAAUGGCAUCUCCAAUGAUUACAUCAAGCCAUAUGAAAUUUCUAUUAAGAAGGAACAAGUUGAUAGAGUCAAUGAGGUGUACAAGGACUUGAAAGAUAGACAGGCUAGAGAAAAGGAGUUAGAAGAAAAGGGAACUAUUGGUGGUCCGGCUCCCCAAUUGUUGUUAACUAAUGGUGUCACUGGUAUGGGAUACCAACCAACAGGUGCUGGUUUCGGUAAUGGUUUUUAA
Messenger RNA from Saccharomycopsis crataegensis, 5034 nucleotides. It is a transcript of the gene CHC1, whose product is annotated as clathrin heavy chain. Gene Ontology annotation, molecular function: structural molecule activity; clathrin light chain binding. Gene Ontology annotation, cellular component: clathrin coat of trans-Golgi network vesicle; actin cortical patch; clathrin complex. Gene Ontology annotation, biological process: receptor-mediated endocytosis; Golgi to endosome transport; intracellular protein transport. The transcript has a single exon. The record is from RefSeq and is a predicted model, not a curated record. Bases 1 to 5034 code for a protein of 1677 amino acids. Lineage: Eukaryota; Fungi; Ascomycota; Saccharomycetes; Ascoideales; Saccharomycopsidaceae.